Messenger RNA from Actinia tenebrosa (Australian red waratah sea anemone), 2650 nucleotides. Its product is annotated as polypeptide N-acetylgalactosaminyltransferase 1. Lineage: Eukaryota; Metazoa; Cnidaria; Anthozoa; Actiniaria; Actiniidae. The record is from RefSeq and is a predicted model, not a curated record. Gene Ontology annotation, cellular component: Golgi apparatus. Gene Ontology annotation, biological process: protein O-linked glycosylation. Gene Ontology annotation, molecular function: polypeptide N-acetylgalactosaminyltransferase activity.
CUUCUCAAGUAUCCUUGAAAAGCCAUUGAUCUUUGUCUUUUCAAGGGAAUAUUUUUCCAAUACUUUAUUCUUGAAGCCUUUGUUAAUCACUCGUGAAAAAUCUAUUUUCAGUGCGUCUGGGAAACCGUUAAAAGCCGCCAAUGUUCUGACUGUAUAUGCUGGAGUGAAACCGUAUCUGAUUUUUACUGGACGGAUCGUAUCUUCGUACUCAACAAUGCAACGCAGGUUAUAACUGAUCGAGUUAAAACUAAGCCGUAAAAAUUCUAUAAAAAUGGUGUCGAGGCGUCGUCUAAUCUAUUAUACAAUUCUUUUGACUUCUUUCUUUUGGAUCUUUGGGACUAUAGCAUUCUUAUUUCUCCAAUCAUUGGAGGUUAACAUCGAAGUCAAACGCAAAAAACAAGUGGAAUACUUCAAUAAGCCGGACUGGAAUAUCAAAGUGGAAGAUUUAGAAUUAACACCUCCACCUAUCCCUGCACCAAGGAAACAUCCUCAAAAGAGAAAUAAAGUCGAAGGAAAACCAUCGCUUAAAGUGCCUAAAAAAAUAAUCUACGCUGCAGCCGAAUAUGAACAUUAUCCCCCGGGAGCGAAACUCGAUGGGCCCGGUGAUGGAGGCGAAGGGGUGACAGUAAGUUCAAAGCUCAAGAAGAAGGAAGAAGAAGGGUAUGAUUUACACUCGUUUAAUCUGGUAGCUAGCAACAUGAUGUCUUUUCAUAGAAGGCUUCCGGAUUAUAGAAAUGACGUAUGUAAGAGCAAGAAAUAUCCUAUUCACUUACCCAAAAGUAGUAUAAUUAUCUGCUUCCAUAAUGAAGCUUGGUCGACAUUAUUAAGAACAGUACACAGUGUUAUUAACAGAACACCACCACGACUACUAGAAGAAAUUAUUCUCGUUGAUGAUUUUAGUGAUAGAGAUGAAUUAAAAGAAAAGCUAGACAAUUACAUUUCAAAAUUAAAAAUCGUUAGAAUUAUUCGCCUUCCAAGUCGUCAAGGUCUCAUACGUGCAAGACUAAAAGGUGCUGCAGCAGCUAAAGGGAGUAUUCUAACAUUUUUAGAUGCUCAUUGUGAAUGUACUAAGGGUUGGCUUGAGCCACUGGCUGCAAAGAUUGCCCAGAACCCUUCAAAUGUAGUAAUGCCAGUAAUAGAUGAAAUUAGUGAUACAUCAUUCUACUACCAUGCCGUACCUGAACCCUUUCAUCGAGGGGUGUUUCGGUGGAGACUAGAAUUCGGCUGGAAGCCUGUACCUCAGUAUGAAAUGGAAAGGAGAAAAGAUGAGGCAGAUGGCAUAAGGACUCCAGUUAUGGCGGGUGGUCUAUUCUCUAUUGAUAGAAAAUAUUUUGAAAAAAUUGGUACCUAUGAUACUGGAAUGGAUAUCUGGGGCGGUGAGAACAUAGAGAUAUCUUUCAGGAUAUGGAUGUGUGGUGGCGCCAUCGAGAUGCUACCAUGUUCUAGAGUUGGUCACGUCUUCAGACCACGAUUCCCAUACUCCUUCCCAGCUCGACCGGGCCACGACAUUGACGUGGUCAGUAAUAAUCUAAUGCGGGUGGCAGACGUGUGGAUGGACGAAUAUAAAAAGCAUUUUUAURAUAUCCGAUUUGACUUAAAAAAGAAGAAACAUGACGAUGUGAGUGAAAGACUUGACCUGAGGAAGAGAUUAAAAUGUCAAAGUUUUAAAUGGUAUUUGGAUAAUGUCUACCCAGAGUUAGAAGUACCAGAUACUAAUUAUAAAGCUGCUGGACAGGUAAGGAUAAGACACUAAAGAAUCCGCGUCACGACAUCUGCUUGGAUCGCGGGCGCAGCGGUAACGAGUACGCCAAAGUCAAACCAUGUGAAGACAGCCAAUCACAGGUUUGGGAAUUCUCCAAGACUGAGGAAAUGGACGACUAAGUUGAUUACUACACGACGCAAGAGCUGGUUAAAUUCAUAGUACCGACUCGGACAUAGGCGAACCAAUCGCCUUUGCAGAAGGUUUCUCAGUUAAGUUCAAAUCCUGUCUCUCAAAAACAACUUUAUUCUAUUUUAUUUCCCAGGACAUGAAAAUAUUGAAGCAAUUUAUGAUUCAUAUUCUAGCUAAUGUGUUGAGCUUGUGGGACAUAGCAACGGUAACUAAGUGGAGUCGGURCUAUGAAUUUCUCUACACGAGAGCUGUCUGUUACGGCCGAGGGCUUCUUACCACAAGAAGCAAUACAUGAAAUACUUGCAAUCAUUUGGCGCCACUUUUCUUAUUCCAUCUAAAAACUUUGAUACGAUUUGCGACGAUAGAUACUUCAUGUAGUACUCAAGCUAUAAAUUUGUUAAUAUUGAUUAAUAGAAAGGACAGUAUAUGAUGUACAUGAAGUGCUAUCCAGAAAUAGACGUCUUUGCGUAUGUUUUCCUACUUCAGACCACGUGUCAUUCUCUAGAGUAUUAUUUCUUYGUUUAACGGGUGCGCUUCAGAAGACACAGUGAAUAAGGUCGCAUCUCAAACAGAGAAUCCUAUUCUCAAGAGAAUGACACGUGUCUGAAAUGGGCAAACCUGCCCGAACUAGAGGUCUAUUGCACGAAAGAUCAUUCCUGAAUUAUACACCUCAUCUUGUAACAGUUUACGUCACACACAUAGAAUAUGUCAUUUUCUUAAAGACAGCUUUAUUUAAUAAACUUCAUACUUUGAUAGUAA